This is a messenger RNA of Aspergillus luchuensis, 861 nucleotides long. Its product is annotated as 2-keto-4-pentenoate hydratase. NCBI's taxonomy places the organism in Eukaryota, Fungi, Ascomycota, Eurotiomycetes, Eurotiales, Aspergillaceae. The record is from RefSeq and is a predicted model, not a curated record. Bases 1 to 861 code for a protein of 286 amino acids. The transcript has a single exon. Gene Ontology annotation, molecular function: 2-oxopent-4-enoate hydratase activity. Gene Ontology annotation, cellular component: cytoplasm.
AUGUCCUUGGUGCCAUGCCAAAGUGCCACUCUCCAUCAUCAAAUUCUCUCCAUUCUUCGUAUUUCUAAAACACCCCUCAACAUGUCUUCUAUCGACCUUAACGACGUGGCAUCUGCCCUUCGCACAGCCCUAGCUGAAGCAAAACCCAUCGACCCACCAACCAAGACCUGGCCCAGCCUCACCCCAGACGAUGGCUUCAGGAUCCAAGAAAUCAAUUCCAAGCACAACGUCGCCAACGGCGACCGUCUAGUCGGAUACAAGCUCGGCAACAUUGCAAAAGUGAUGCAAACCGCUUUCGGUCUUGACCACCCCGACUAUGGAUUCCUACAUGCAAAGUCAUUCAUCUACGAAGGCACACCUAUCCACUUGAAUAAAUUCAUCAAGCCGUUCGUGGAACUAGAACCUGCUUUCGUUCUGAAGGGGCCCCUGAAAGGUCCCAAUAUCACCGUGGCAGAUGUCAUCAAUGCCAUCGACUAUGCUAUUCCUGCCAUUGAGAUCAUUGACUCCCGCGUGAAGAACUGGGCGAUAGAUCUGCCGGAUACACUUGCGGAUAAUGGGUCAACUGGUGCUAUCAUAUUGGGUGGAACGCCGCGCAAGCUUACCGACCUUACCCUUAAUGAUACCCGUGGUGUCUUGAAGCAUAACGGCAAGGAGCUGAUGACGGGAAAUACGAAGAAUGUUCUUGGGAAUCCGAUCUCGGCUGUGGCGUGGUUGGUGAAUCGGUUGGCGGAGUAUGAUAUUGAGUUUCAGGCAGGGCAGCUUAUUAUGCCCGGAAGUUGUCUGGAGGCUAUUCCUAUGGAGGUUGGUCAGUGGACAUGUACGUUUGAGGGAUGGGGGACUAUCGAGUUCGAUGUUGUGUAG